Molecule: messenger RNA, 10830 nt
Organism: Gigantopelta aegis
Lineage: Eukaryota; Metazoa; Mollusca; Gastropoda; Neomphalida; Peltospiridae
Product: TOG array regulator of axonemal microtubules protein 1-like
Exons: 23
Coding region: 162-5375 (1737 amino acids)
Biological process (GO): microtubule cytoskeleton organization
Cellular component (GO): cilium; cytoplasmic microtubule
Molecular function (GO): microtubule binding
Source: RefSeq, a predicted model, not a curated record
UUUUAUGACAUUUCAGCGAUUAGAAGAUGUCACAUUUUACAGUCAUAGAUAUGGUUUGAUUACUAAUCACAUCCCUUAUUACAAAAGGGGAAUAUGCCAACAAAGCAGAGGACCAAGGUAGCAGAGCACAUUUUACUUAGAUUUGCAUGUGAUCGUAGUUAAUGGCUAGAAUUCAAGUUGCCAAGUUUCCUGUCCACGAAGCUGCGAUCCUGAAAUCGAGUAGUUCUGGACAUUGGAAUAUGGAAGAAGAUGAAGUUCUUGAUCGAUUAUAUGAUAAUAGCUCACAAAAUAGGUUCGAUACUUUAGAACAGUUGAUUAUUACCGUUAAAAGAACAAGUGGACGUUUGCCCUUCGAUGACCCAUGUUCAAUUUUUAAAGGUUUAACACAUGCAUUGUCGGAUUCCAACUGGGAUAUUCGUUUAAAAUGCAUUCAGCUGCUCAACGAAGUAAUACCUCGUGCAGAGGACGAUCUGGACGAAUGCAUGACGUUGGUUGUUUGGAAGUUAAUUCCAAACAUAGGAGAUCCAAAAAUUUGUGUCAAACGAGCGGUCAUCCAAACCCUACAUUUAUAUCUAAAAUACACUCAGAAUGUACCAGCUUUGAUACAGUCAAUUGUAAAGAUUGGACUUGAAAAUGAGGAUACAAAAGUUAUGAAAGAAACCAUUUCAGCAUUACCAGUGAUCUUGACAAAAGAAUUUGCACAUGAGAAUUUCUAUGACAUCAUUCAAUCUCUUUGCAAAAAAUUAUUUGACACAUCUGCUGAAGACAAUCUACAAGAUUCAUCCCUUUUUACCCUGCGCAAGAUAGAAGAACUUGUUGGGGAAAAAAAAUUCAGAAACUAUAUUCAAAAGUUGUCGGCACCAUUAAGAAAAUAUUAUUUGCAGCUUGCAGAUAUCUCCGACACGAUAGUGAUUGAGACCCCAAGAUCGGUUUCAAACACAAACUCAAAUUCUAAUACCCCAAGAAACAACGUGCAUGCAUCAUAUUCAAGAAAAGAAUCAAACACGUCAUUUCCUAGAAAUGAGUUUUAUUCAGGAGCUGGAAAUCCUUAUAACAGAAAUGAAUUUUCCAGUGUCGGUGGAUUUGCAAAUGGUAGAGAGACGGACAGCUAUGAAUUUGGUAUUGUACCUAGUCAUGUAAUGAACCACAUAAAUGAUCAAGAAAAUUUCAGAACACGGGCACAGGCUGUCGAAGAUCUAAAGCGAAUCAUGAAAGAAUUGAAUAAUGCAGAAUUAAACACAUACUUGAUGCCGCACAUGCUUGCUUUUAUUAGCUUUUUGAACAAUCUGUUAGAUGAUCCAAACUUUAAAAUUCCAACAGUGACAUUGGAAAUCUUAUGUUCAUUAGUUGAGAAACUAGGACAAAAUGUGAAACAGUUCCUACGACCUUUGAUCUCGGCCCUUGCCAAAAGAAUGUAUGACAAUAAAAUUGUUAUACGCCAAGCAGUUAUGAUGGUUGCUAUCAAAAUGAUGCAGAGCUACUCUGCCAAGCCAGUAUUAGCUGUGAUAGCGGAGCAUCUUCAUCACAAAAACUCGCGCGUUCGGCAAGAAACUAUAAAUAUCAUCAUCGCAUCGCUGUUAACAUUUCCUAGUUACGAGUUUGAUCUAGCAGCCAUUUGUCAAUUCAUUGGUCCAUGCCUGACAGACAGCAAGCGCCAAGUACGUCAAGCUGCGUUGGAAUGCUUUUCCGUCCUUGCCCAGGCAAUGGGUUCUGGCCAUCUGCAGCCUUUGGUGCAGGUUGUUGACCAGGUUGAGUUAAGCUCUGAUGGAGAAGGGCUUAUGGCUGCUGUACAGGCACGACUAGCACGCAAACAGUUGCCCAGACUGAACACUGAUGGCCUGGUGGAGUAUGCCACACCCAUUCCAUCUUCAGCAACUCAGCGGUCAUCCACUCUGACACAGGGAGCUGAUGUCGAAUGGAUUCUGUCUGUCAGUGGCACAGGUUCAGCAAGGUCAAGUCGAACUGACCCUCAUAUGGAACUGGAAUCUGUAAACAGUUCGGCAAGAAAUACCCCAUCUGCACCGGAAACUCCAACACCUGUUCCCAGACGAUUCAUGAGUGCUGGAAGAGGUCGAAAUAAAUUUCCUUGGGAGGAAGAGAAAGAUGAGUGGAACAGUGCCUAUUCCACAAUGCCUGGAUCAGCUCCUAUCCAGGCUAUUGAUGAUGCCUCUCCUACUAAGGCCCGUACAACGUGGACCGUUGAUUCGGAGAUGCCCCCUGACCCCCGACGAGUUCCAAAACGACGAUCUACUGUGAUGGGAAUUGACAUUCCAGACGACAGUGAAGCAAGUGGUUCCUACAAACAAAUAUACCAGAACAAGCUACGACGUCAACAGAAUGCAGCUGCAAAAUCCACAAACUUUGAAUCGGGAGAUGCAUCUUUUUCAGUUCAAGAUAUCAAAGAAAAUGGAUUCCAUAGGCCAGAUCACAAAACUACUCCACGGCCUUUCUUGGACCCUAUUUCAGCUGACAUAGGGUCAGCCAAUACCGGGGAAGAUGCUAAGAAAGAUGAAGAUGAAACACCAAUAAACUUGAAGCCAACUCUAGCCCGAGGGUCAGCAACCCGGCGACUCACACCCAAAGUCCCUCCCAUAUCAACAUCGUCAUCACCGUCGUACCCACGAGAUGACGAUGCUGACAGUGCGUACUCUGCCUCGGUGGAAGGCAGUCGCGAUGACAGUCAGGAUGAGAUGCUUAACUCAUUGCGGAAAAUACGACACAGUGCCUCAAAAAAGAAAGCGGAGAAAAUCUUUGAAAAAUUGGAAAAGCAAAGUAGCCGCCAGAGUAUGUCAUCAUCUCCACCUCUAUCUGACAAUUUUGAAGAAAGUGGAGUGUUCAGUAGCUACUCGAAGAGGGAUGGCGAAGUCAACAAGAAGAAGGGCAAAAAAAUUGAAUCGCCGUUUGAGGCGAGACCGAAGCUUGCACGAAAUGGCUCCAUCAAAAAGAAAGACAGUUUUGAGAUGGAUGAGAAAGGUAAUACCACUCAGAACUACAAUCCGUUGAGUGGUGCCACCUUUCGCGAGAACAAGACCUCCGAUGUACAGAUCGUGGGCAAGGGUUACAGUGAUGAUUCUUCAACCACUACUACCCUGAGUGAUCGGUCAACCACUCAGCUCAAUUCUGUCAUGAAAACUAAAGACAGAAAAAGGGUCACCAAAGGCUCUACGGUUUCUCCUCUCGGUGUUUCCUCUCCGUAUGGGUAUGGCACCAUUGAGAUUGAUGACGACAAAGUGCCCAGUCAAGACAAUAUUGCACUUGUCGGAAAGGGUAUGUUCGAUACUCAAUCCAACUCGUCAGACAAUGCUAUAAACAAUGGGUUUGGUGUUGGCAAGGUUGGUCGGCCACACAACAGGAAUGAUGUGAAGGCUGUACCCUCAGGUGUCAUAGGUGUUAGAGUGAAGCAGAAUUCUGAUCCAUACAACGACAUUCUUGGCGCUGAAGAUGAUGUAGGGGAGGACAUGAACUCGACAUUUACAAAGACUCUGAAAGAAAGAAUUGCUCAGAAACAGAAACAGAAGGAGGAGGAGGAGGAGCGCCGGCGUGCAGAGAAGGAAAGAAAACGGCAGGAGCAUGAGGAGAAGUUGAAACGAGAGAAGGAGAGACAGCAGGAGAAGCUGAGACGACUCAGUAGCUCCGGCAGUAUGGGAUUGGAGAGUCUGACCAUAUCUGGAUCGAAUUCAAGCUCGAACCUUUCAAGUGUGUCCAAGGGAAAUGCACCUAAGCCGAUGCCACCAGCUGUGACGCCAAGAAACAAGAUCAAAACUAGCAAUGAACCCGUAUCAAGUCUUCCGAUGUCAGCAGCAGCUCAGUCACCCGUUGAUGACAACCCAGCUGACUGGCAGCCAUUCAAGGAUCCUGACGGCGCCCUCAGAGAGGCGCAGAAGAAAAUCACUAAUGAAGAUUGGGAGAUGAAGAUAAGCGCAAUAAUUUUGCUGCGCCGUCUGAUGAGGUUUCACCCAGAGACACUCAAUUCACAGCUACAUGCAGUCUUGCUGCUUGUUUUAAAUGAGGUGAAGAAUCUUCGAUCUCAAGUAUCAAGAGCAGCCAUAUUGGGUCUUGGAGACAUGUUCCUGUAUCUCAAGAAAAGCAUGGAGCCUGAUCUUGAUAUGGCAGCAAGGGGUCUUUUGGCCAAGUCUUGUGAAACUAACGCUUUCAUUCGAGCAGAUGUUGAAACGGCUUUGAUGUGCAUGGUUGAUAAUGCAAAUCCCCAAAGAGCCUUGGUGGCACUGAUUUCUGGAGGAGCCUCACACAAAAGCACCGCUGUGCGGAAGGUGACUGCCCAGUAUCUGGCAGUCUUGGUGGAGAGGAUGGGACCUGGUAAAAUACUGAGUGGAAUCAAAGACAUUACGGAUCGUAUUAUACCCACUGUUGCUCAGUUCGUUAGUGAUGGCUCGCAAGACACAAGAUAUUAUGGUCGGAAAAUGCUAUCUCUGUUAAUGCGUCAUCCUGACUUUGAUAAGAUGCUCACCAAACAUUUACCAUCUAAUACACUCAGACAUGUGCAAGAUGUCGUUGAAAAUCUCAGACAAAAGGGUCUUGGGGAUGUGCCAAAUGAAACCUCGUCGGCAAGGUCUCGGAAAUCGGGACAGGGCAGUCGAGCUGGCUCCUCUGUGCGUGGUGGAUCAGCAAGCAGUUCCGUUGAAAGUGUCACAACUACUCCGGUGCCAAAACGUCGACCUAUGAAUCGAACUGAUGAAAAUACAAUGGAAGAGAUCAAGCAGAUAAUGGCCAAGAUGUCGGCAACAGACUGGAAAGAGCGUGAUCAAGGGAUCUCAGAUUUACAGGACAUUUGUCAGUCCAAUCCUGGUGAUGUUGGAAACCACAUUGUAAAGAUCUUUGACCGAUUUCUCCCACGACUGCAGGAUGCGAACAGCAAGGUAAAUCGCCAUGCCCUGGAGGUGAUGCAGGGCAUCAUCCCCCUACUGAAGGAUUAUCUCGGCGCUGUCAUCAGCCUGGUGGUCAGUCAUGUUGUACCAAACCUGUCGUCGAAAAACACCGACAUCUACAACCUGGCAAGCGAUAUCCUUCAAACAUUAAUUGAAUAUUUGGAUCCUGUCCUCCUUAUUAAUCCUUUUUCGAAUCAAGCUCUGAAUGCCAAUGCUCGCAGCAAGUCCGACAUGGUGUUAAAGGUUGCAUACUUGGUGGACUGUGUGUAUCAGAAGAAACCGAAGCAGAUUGUACUGCACGUGUUGCCGUUACUGUGGCACCUGCUUGGAACAGCGAACAACAGCGGAGAUCUUCACAACUCCAUAGCGGCUCUUGUGAACGUCCUGCACAAACACAUGGGCCCGGCUCUUCUCGACAAGGCAAACUCUGUUCCUGGAGUCACAACGAGACAACUCCAGCUGUUGCAAGAUUACAUAGAAAGGCGUUAACACUACAUACAUCUUGUGUACCUUGCUUGUCGGUAGCAGAUUCAUUAGAUGCUAAAUGCACUGUGGCUUUUAUUUAUCAUAGGUUUGAGUAUAACCCGUAAUUUAUCAACAUCUGAUGUAAAGGACGCAUUAAUUAAAAAUUUCUUAUUUGAUUUACACACACACAAGGACAAAUGUAAUAACACUGCUGUGGUGGUAAAACCAAACAACAAAUAUUGGUUCUAAAUUGCUGUACCUUGAACUGAUUAAAUUUUAAUGUCUGUAUGUGUCAUAAACUUUAAGUGUGUAUCAUGAACCAUUUACAAUUUUAGAAACACAUGGAGACAACAGAUAUAUUUAAAAUUCAUAGCAUCAUAUUUGUUUUCACUCCAUCAUUCCAAUGAUAACUAUAGUUACAUGAUCUACUAACUCAAGACUGUUGAUGUUCUAAUGAAGAAUGAAAAAAACAUUUACCAAUAUUGAAAUGUACACUUUACUAGGAGGGUUAAAGUAAGGUAAUUGGAAGAAAGGAGUGUGAAUGUUUUGAAAUCUACAAGCAGUGAUAUGUGGCGAGUAUAAACUGGAGAUUAUUUGCUAGAGGUGACAUUUAAUUUAGCUACAGUAUCGCUUACAAUCUGUUCAACACAGGUUUAUACCACAUUGACUUCUAAUGGAAGUACAUCUGAGAUAUAAUACUGUAUUGAAACCUUUAAACUAUGUCUCUUGAAAUAUCUUCGGUGGAAAAUAAUAUCUACAUUUUUAUUACCAAAUGUUCCGUCUUGUUACUUUAUCAUUUAUCUUUUUUACGGGCAAAAGAAAGCUCAGGUGUUAAGAUAAUUCAUGUUUUGCUUGUUUUGUCUCUUAUGUACACAAAGCCAUUGUCUAUUGUUGUCUUUUUUUUAGACAUUAUGAAUGCAUAUCUGUGAUAUUGUUAUCUACGUCAUUGCAAUGCUGUGAUCACAGUGACACCGUUUCAUGUACAUCAUUCAAGUUGGAUUUUGUUUUUCACAUGUUCAUAUUACUGUAUUGGCAAGACUGCUAUCCACUUAAAGUUAUUACAACAUGAUACCAAUACAUCCCAUUGCUACUUGUUACAGUGGGCGUGUAUAUGUUGUCAUUGGAAGACAGCUAGUUAAUUGUCACUGUAUAAAUGUUCUCCGACUCAUCUUCAAAUAACAUUCAAGCACAAUGCAGUGGGCACGCAUCCCUACAGGAGAUGAGGCUGUCAGCCCAGGUCAAAGGAGAUCUUAUUUAUUAUUCAUUGGUAUUAUUUAUAGCGUAUGUGUGUGUUAGUCAUUUAAGCUCACAUAGAUUAAUUACAUGGCUUUGCUUAUUUGCUUUGGAUUGUAAUUAAUCAUGAAAUAGUCCCAUCGGGAGUGUUUAUAGUACAUAUGGAUGUAAAGGUUGCUGUUGUGUAUAUAUUACUGAAUAGGUGUGCUGAUAACUUCGUACAUGUACAAUUGUAUAGAUAUGAGUGGAAAAUUUAUUUAUUUAUAUAUUGAUGUAACCGAUUGCUAGUGUAAACACUGAAUAUAUGUUAUAAUGUCCGACACUGGCAAACUUGUUAACUCGUUUGAUGUAUAACUGUUGUUUUAAGGUGAAAUUCACAUGUUAAAUAAACUUAUAAUAGUAUAUUUUGACAUACAAUACAUAUAUUUUGAAAGUUUUCAUUUUCACCGACAUCUUCGCUCUCCACUUUUAAGUGUGUGUAUAUAUAUAUAUUGCUCAUGUUCAUUUGCUAGUUGACAAGGUGAGCCUAACUCACAGCACAGGAUUAUUUUGGUAGGCGUGCCUUCAUCUCAUUUAAUAAUUAUUUUAUUGACUCUUAUUCCUUUUCCGAUCUUUGUUUACGUUUUUUAAGCUAAUCUGUAAAGGGAGCUAAUCUCAUAUUCAUAGGCUGUCCAUAAUCAUACAGUUUACAUUUGCAACACAAGGUUUUUCUAAUAUACAGAUCUCACCUUCGAUACAUGCUGACAUCCACUUAAAAUUCAGACGUGUCCCAAGUUGGGUGUUACGGGGAUUAAAAAUGUGUGUGGUUCUAUUAGGUUUUGACUUGAACCCUCAGGCACAGUGAGGUAUUAAUAUGCAUGUAGCUUUUACAUUUAAUUCACAGCACUAUUACCACAACAUAGGGGUCCUGUCUUUAGUAUCCUCCUUUACCAUUAACUAUCAUUGUAUUUAUGCACAUUGGUUUAAACAGGUUGGGUUUUUUGUUUUCGUAAAUUCAUCAUGUUAUUGAAAUAAAAAUAACUGAUUCAUUUAUUUUAUUAUUUUUUAAAUUACAUAUUUUUACUUUUUAUUAACAUAACAUUUUUUUUUCCCUUGUCAGUAUAUCUACUUUUUGAAACCGGUACAUGUCCGUCCAGUAUCGGUGUCAAGACAAUAUUGUAAGAUUUUAAACAAAAAAUACUGAUGGCUGAUUUACAAGCAAUUGUUGGUUUUUGAAAAAAAAAACCCACCUUUGUAAAUAACCUAAACUCUGCAUCUCUGGAUACAUAACUGAUACACUUUGCAUUCAGUCAUUUCUCACUAUUUAUAGCUCAUAAUCUACAACUGGUACAUAUGUAAUACUUAAACGUGAAUGACUUGUACAUUUUUAAAUCCAUGUUUUAACAUAGUUCUGUACCUACAUAUCUCACCACAGUAGUUUUUAUGGAACAACUAUUGCGUAUAGGGUUAUUGUGAAGUUAAAAUAAUAAAGACUAUAUCUACUUUGUUGUCGUGUAUGCAUAUAAGAACUGUGGACUUUUAAUGUGUGCCUUGUAGCAUUUAAAAAAAAGAAAAAAUCUUUGCCACUUAAGUAAAAUUUUAAUUCAGUAAAAUGUAGUUUUAUUAAUAUACACCUGAAAGAUAAUAUUUGUUGGAUCCUAUGACGUGGCAUAUAUAUUUUAUGUGUGCAUUUAUGUGUUAUUUUUAUAUUUUGACCAUGUCACAUAGCCUACUUACUGUAAAUGUUUUUGAAGAGCACGACAGUAUAGUUCAUUGAUUGUUGUAUACUUUGUGAACAUCUUACUGUUAUGGAGGAACAUCAGAUAUAUUGUAUUUGGGUUUUUUUUAUAACUGGAAUAUUUGUUAAAUUGUUGCCUUUUUCACAAUCCACUUAGCAUCCAUAAUUCUACAGAUUAAAAAAAUUAUAAAAAAAAAAAAAAAAAGACAGCAAAGCACUUAACAAUCACAUAAAGGCAAAUAUGGGUGUGUUUUUGUACCUUUUUAACUAAUAUUGGUUUUCAUUAUUGUAUACCCGCACUUAUUUAUGCAGUAUAACACACAAUAGAGUAAACAAUCAGCUUAGUGGGAAUUAUCAAUUCUUAGAUGAAAACCUCACUUGAUACUUCAAAAAGUAAUAUGUAAUCUAGGUUCAAGACAAAUGUUAAAAUUUGUUUUAUUUGAAAGUUUGCUGAAAAUGUAUAAUUUGUUUUUGUACUGAAUUCUUCCAUAAAAUCUGCAAAACAAAUUUAAUUAGUGUUUCUUUGACCUAUUACCAUACAUACAAGACUACAGAACCAUUGUCAGACCUGUCUGUAAGUACUGAUGAGGGUUGAACAGACGUUGAUGGUGCCAAAAAUACUACUUUGUACUUAAAUUGUCUCAAUUUUGUAUUUUGGAAUUUUCCUUCAUAAAGGGAGAUUGGCACGGUUGAGGCUAAACUUAGCAUGCAAGCCAUAUUGGUUUAGUUGAUUUAAUCCUUUUUAUAAAACAAGUUAAGUACAUUUUGUGAUUUAUAAACUUAAAACAAUCUUUGUGAUGUAGUUACAAAGUUAUUUUUAAGCACACUGGUGAUUAUAAAAAAUGGUAGGAUGUUAGAAUUUUGUAACCUACCCACCAUGUGUACAUGCAUUUACCCCAAAAAAUAAUUUUUAAAUUGGGGUGGGGGCAUUGAUUUAUUGAUUUUUUAAAAUAAAUAUUAAAUUUAGAAAAUUGUAUUUCUUUUAAGCAUGCAUAAUUUUAAUCUUUGACUUGUUUAGUUUUAUUUGAAAUUGGUGCAGUUUAUUUUCACAUAGAAAAACUGGUCUAAAUUAGUUCAGACUGGUCACCGUAUUAUGAAUGCAGCACUUUGCUUUAAUCUAGUUGUGUGAUGCGCAUAUAUAUAUAUAUAUAUAUAUAUAUAGUUGACAGUUGUAUAUAUAAUAUUAUAUUGGAGUUAGUGCAAGUGCUAUCUGUUCUUAUGUCUGUCCAUGCCUAAUCCAUAUGUACAGUGUUAAAGAAUGGACUCUAAUGUAUUGUAUAUUAGUUUUUGUAGAUAAGUUGUAUUUAUUAUCAUUUGUCAAAAUGCUGAAAUACAUCUCAUUUUACCAAAGGUUUUAUCCGUCCAUAGUAUUUUAAAAUCUUUGCAGUUAUUUUUGUACAGCUGUUAUCAACUACUUGAACAUAUAAUAUAGCCAUUUAUUAGUCUAGGAGAGUGAACUCUACACUGGUUGCAUAAAACUAACUCUCAUAGGUUUACGAUUUUUUAACUAUUGCUAUAGCUUAAUAUUCAUGGCAUUUUUAAUUAUUCUUAAACUGAGCUUGAUUGAUAAUAUUCUCAUAAUAAAAUAUUUUUUUAAAAUAAAGAUAAAUGCACUUUACAAUGUUUUGUGUGCAGUUAUUUAAUAUACUGCUGCUGAAAUUGCCACCAUUUAAUGAUUUAGAGACUGCUUUCUAGGAUUGUAUUUUCUUACCAUGUUAAAACCAUUUCAAAAUGUAAAUGUACAAAAGAUCUGUUAAAAUAUUACAAACAGUUGUAACAAUACUGUCUGAAUAUCAUACUUUUAAAAAUGUUCAUAAAAUUGGAAUAAUAAACAACCUUUUGGGGGUUGUAUCAGUUACAAAAGUCCAGGAAUACUUCAGAUGUACUUCAGAAAUUUGUUGAUAAUUAUUUUUAUGCAGCUUGUUGUGUGAAUUAUUACAUCACUUUGUUAUUAAUGUGCUUAAUAUGAUUACACUUCUCCGUCCAGUAUGUUCACCAUGCAACUCGUUACUUAUGCACAGAAGUCAUUUUAUGAGUCCACUAUUUGUAACAAGUUUGCCUUGUACCCCCUGUGCUAGGAUCAAAUGAUUCUUUAAAUUAUCUUUUUAAGUUUAUGCAUACUUAAAAAAAAGACUUAAUUAUUUAUACAGUUUAUAUUGUAAUAGUUCUAACCCCAAAUGUUUCAUUUUAUUGUUGUUGAAAAUGGUAUCAAUUUAAUUAAAAUUUUAAAACUACAUUAUGUUUUUAAAGUUCCGAUAGACUGUCUUUUAUUUUAGUUGUUAAAAUUUUAAAAGUAAAAUGGAGAAAAAUAAGUAAAGUUUAGAAUCGGGUAACCACUGCAACUCCAUGUGGUUCCUGAACAAGAUAUACCAAGUUUUAAUGAAUUGUAAGAUUUUUCUUUUCAUUGCGAUGAGAACGGCAUUUGAAACGACAUAAUUGAAUGUUUCCACUAUAUAAAUCUUAUUGAUAGAAGCUUGCUCAAUUUUUCAAUUUUGUGAUCAUAACAUGGAAAUAAACGGUACAGCAAAA